This is a messenger RNA of Trichoplax adhaerens, 840 nucleotides long. RefSeq lists its product as uncharacterized. Gene Ontology annotation, cellular component: CCR4-NOT complex; CCR4-NOT core complex; P-body. The transcript has 6 exons. Lineage: Eukaryota; Metazoa; Placozoa; Uniplacotomia; Trichoplacea; Trichoplacidae. Gene Ontology annotation, molecular function: poly(A)-specific ribonuclease activity; nucleic acid binding. The coding region runs from base 1 to 840 and encodes 279 amino acids. The record is from RefSeq and is a predicted model, not a curated record.
AUGCCUGCGCCUACAACCAGCAAGUAUGGUAUCCAAGAUAUUUGGGAGAGUAACUUAGAGGAGGAAUUUGACAAAAUUCGUGAUAUUGUGGAGGAUUUUCCUUUCAUAGGAAUGGAUACCGAAUUUCCCGGUGUUGUUGCUCGCCCCAUUGGCGAUUUUAAAAGUCCAACUGAUUAUUUAUAUAAUUUAUUGAAAUGUAACGUCGAUAUACUACGAAUAAUACAAAUUGGCUUGACUUUUAUGAACGAACGUGGUGAAAAACCUCAUGGUAUUUCUACAUGGCAAUUCAAUUUCAAGUUCAGUCUUUCCGAACACAUGUCUGCACAGGACUCCAUUGAGCUACUGCAGCGAUCUGGCAUUCAAUUCAAACGCCACGAAGAGGAUGGAAUCGACCCUAAUCACUUUGCUGAACUGUUUAUAACUUCCGGUAUUGUUCUUACUGACAAUGUUACCUGGCUAUCCUUUCACAGCGGUUAUGACUUUGCUUAUAUGAUGAGGUUGCUGACUUGCACGGAUUUACCAAAUGGGGAAUCAGAAUUUUUUGAUCUACUACAUGUAUAUUUUCCCUCAAUUUACGACAUUAAAUAUCUUAUGAAAAGUUGUAAAACUUUGAAGGGCGGACUACAAGAGGUCGCGGAUGCCUUACAAGUGGACCGCGUUGGACCACAGCAUCAAGCUGGAAGUGACAGUAUGCUUACUGGCGAUACCUUCUUUAAAAUGAAGAUGAUUUUUUUUGAAAAUGACAUUGAUGAGUCUGUUUACGGUGGACAUUUGUAUGGUUUAGGCGCACCCUACUCAAGUACUGAGAACGCUCCACACGACAGUAAUGAUAAUAUGUAA